AUGUCUUCAAAAUAUACCGCGAACACAUAUGAUCCAUACCUUGAGCCACCAAUUCCUAUCAAGGCUUACAUCCCACUGGAAUCCAACCCCGAAGUCUUUACCCAAUUGCUUCGCAACCUUGGUGCACCCUCGCUCGAGUUUCAGGAUGUUUUCUCCAUCGAUGACCCCGAUCUGAUGGCCAUAGUCACGCGUCCUGUCCUUGCUUUGGUCCUCGUGUUCCCGACCUCGGAGAUCUACGAGAAACAUAAAGCAGCUGAAGAAGCUACACGUUCAGCCUAUGAAGGCAUGGGCCCUGGCGAGGAUGUGAUCUGGUUCAAGCAGACCAUUCACAAUGCGUGUGGACUCUAUGGAAUUCUUCAUGCUAUCUCGAACGGUCCUGCUCGCGAUUACAUCGAACCUGAUUCUAUCCUAUCCCGUCUUAUCGAAGAGUGUAUCCCUUGCGACUCCGAUAUCCGUGCUAUGCGUCUCGAAUUCUCAGACGAGCUCGAAGAUGCUUACACAGUUGCUGCGCUUCAAGGCCAGUCCGCCGUUCCCGAAGAUGCGAAUGCUGAAGUCGACUUCCACUACAUCGCCUUCGUACGCUCGCACAAGAAUGGACGGCUUUAUGAGAUGGAUGGUGAUAAAAAGGGGCCGAUCGAUCUCGGUAUACAGUUGACCGAGGGUAAGGAUAUGAUGGAGGAAGAUGCAGUGUUAGGAGUUGUGCGUAAGUUCAUGGCGAUGGAGAAAAAAGAUUUGCGUUUCAAUCUCAUGGCGCUCACACCCAAAGUAGUGUAA
Molecule: messenger RNA, 774 nt
Organism: Stereum hirsutum FP-91666 SS1
Lineage: Eukaryota; Fungi; Basidiomycota; Agaricomycetes; Russulales; Stereaceae
Product: ubiquitin carboxyl-terminal hydrolase
Exons: 2
Coding region: 1-774 (257 amino acids)
Biological process (GO): protein deubiquitination; ubiquitin-dependent protein catabolic process
Cellular component (GO): cytoplasm
Molecular function (GO): cysteine-type deubiquitinase activity
Source: RefSeq, a predicted model, not a curated record